AUGGUUCUUGCACAAUUUGACUACAUCUUCGCUAUUGCGAUGUUAUUCGCAUUCCUUGAUGCGUGGAAUAUUGGUGCCAAUGAUGUGGCCAAUUCAUUUGCAUCCUCGGUUUCCUCGAGGUCUCUUAAAUAUUGGCAGGCCAUGGUUCUUGCAGGGAUCUGUGAGUUCUUGGGAGCCGUUCUUGUGGGAAGUAGAGUUUCAGAUACUAUAAGAUCUAAAAUUGUUGAUGUUCAAGUCUUUCUGGACGAGCCAGCAGUACUUAUGUUAACUAUGACAUGUGCUCUUGUUGGAUCUUCCACUUGGUUGACUAUUGCUACCAGUAUCGGUAUGCCUGUUUCUACUACACAUUCUAUUGUCGGUGCGGUCAUUGGUUCGUCCAUUGCAGCAAGAGGUGCAAAGAAUAUCCGCUGGGGUUGGGAUGGUGUUUCUCAGAUCAUCGCUUCCUGGUUUAUUGCCCCUCUUAUUGCUGGUGCCUUCUCUUCCAUUAUUUUCCUUAUCUCAAAGUACGGUGUUUUGGAAGUUAAGGAUAUUAACAAAUCCAUUCGUAAUGCAUUACUUUUAGUUCCUGUUAUGGUUUUCGCUACCUUUUCCAUCUUAACUAUGUUGAUUGUAUGGAAGGGUUCCCCAUCGUUGCACCUCGACGAUUUAUCUACUGGUGCCACCGUAGGUGCUAUCUUCGGUGUUGGUGGUGUCGCACUCAUACUUUACAUGCUAUUCUUCUACCCUGUUUUCGCUAGAAAAAUCCAACAUAAUGAUUGGACUUUGAAAUGGUACUCAGUCCUUUGGGGACCAAUCUAUUGGUUCAAGCCUGUCUCAGACAUCCCACCAAUGCCUGCCGGACAUCAAUUGGUUAUCGACUAUUAUGAAGGUAGAAGAUAUGGAGUCACAGACUCAGGGGCUGCACCUGUUGAAACUUCUUCAGUCGAUUCUCAGACCAAGGAACACCCUAUUGAUGUUGAAAAUGUCGCAGUCGAAGUUCAAAGUAACUCUGUUCUUGCUACUGAAGAAAAAUCAGAACAAUCUACUAGGCAACUUUGGUGGUCCUUGUUUAAGCAAGGUCCAAAGCAAUGGCCAUAUUUAUUUUGGUUAGUUAUUUCUCAUGGAUUCACAAAAGAUAUCAUUAACAGUCAAGUCAUGGAUAAAGAUAUGCUCACUGGUGACCUUCAAGGAAUGCAUUCCAAAUCCAAGUACUACGAUAACAGAGUUGAGUUUUUAUAUUCUUUAUUGCAAGCUAUCACCGCCUCUACUAUGUCUUUCGCACAUGGUGCCAAUGAUAUCGCAAAUGCUACUGGUCCAUUAGCCACUGUCUACCUUGUUUGGCGCUCAAACACUAUUUCAUCAAAAGCAGAUGUUCCUGUAUGGGUUCUCUGUUACGCCGCUGGUGCUUUGGUCAUUGGAUGCUGGACUUAUGGUUACAAUAUUAUGAGAAACCUUGGUAAUAAGUUAAUCUUGCAAUCGCCAUCAAGAGGUUUUUCCAUUGAAAUUGGUGCUGCUGUAACUACUGUCAUGGCUACUCAAUUGGCUAUCCCUAUUUCCACAACACAGUCUGCAGUCGGUGCAACCGUUUUUGUUGGUUUAAUGAAUAUGGAUUUGAAGGGUGUCAACUGGAGAAUGGUCAUCUGGUGUUACUUAGGUUGGGUUGUCACAUUACCAGUUGCUGGUAUUAUUGCUGGUCUCUUGAAUGCAAUUAUCUUACAUGCUCCAAGAGACGGUGGAGACUAUACCAUGCGAAUCUGA
This is a messenger RNA of Dujonia railenensis, 1737 nucleotides long. The record is from the annotation of a GenBank genome assembly. NCBI's taxonomy places the organism in Eukaryota, Fungi, Ascomycota, Pichiomycetes, Serinales, Debaryomycetaceae.